AUGGCGCGCUGUCGCGGUGGUGGUGUUUUUGCAGCUUUCUCUCUGUCUGCGGUGGGAGUUCUGCUGUUGAAUUCUUCCGUCGUACACAGCCAGUUGCUUCCAGUUGUCAUCAACACAUGGCCGUUCGUAAACGCCAACUACAAAGCUGUUCAAGUGGUGCUGAAGAACGGGUCUCACUUGGACGCAGUGGAGGCUGGCUGUUCCGAGUGUGAGGUGGAGCAGUGCGAUGGCACAGUCGGCUAUGGGGGAAGUCCUGAUGAAAAGGGUCAAACUACUCUCGAUGCUAUGAUCAUGGAUGGUGUGAAACGUCCGGUGAUAGACAGCAAGAACCAUGAUACCAUUGGCAUGAUCGUGAUUGACGAAAUGGGCAGAAUAGCCUGUGGAACUUCCACCAACGGAGCCAGUCAUAAGAUCCCCGGACGAGUAGGAGAUUCCCCCAUUGCCGGUGCCGGUUGCUAUGUCGACCAAGACGUGGGUGGGGCCGCUGCCACUGGAGAUGGUGACCUAAUGAUGAGAUUUCUCCCUGCGUACCAGGCAGUAGAAGGAAUGAAACAAGGGUUGACGCCUACUAAAGCAGUUCUCGAGGCCCUGAACAGAAUCAUUGCCUAUCACCCUGACUUUAGUGGAGCACUGAUUGCUGUGAAUGUGACCGGACAUUACGGUGCUGCAUACCAUGGGUUCUCGUCUUUCCACUAUACUGUCUUUAAUCCCGAACUGAAAAACUCUACAGUUAUUAAUGCAGAAGUAUACUGAAUUGCACCAUAUUAAUAUAUUAUUAAUGAUUCA
This is a messenger RNA of Geodia barretti, 786 nucleotides long. NCBI's taxonomy places the organism in Eukaryota, Metazoa, Porifera, Demospongiae, Tetractinellida, Geodiidae. The record is from the annotation of a GenBank genome assembly.